AUGGAGAUUGUCCAGGAAAAGAUUGAUCUAUUGCUAAAAAUUGGACUAGGGUCUUUUGGAAAAGCCGAUUUUUCUCUUGCUAAAUACACUUGCAUCGCGUUGCAACGUCUUGAUGGAAGUAAGACUAAAGUAGAAG
Molecule: messenger RNA, 136 nt
Organism: Acaulospora morrowiae
Lineage: Eukaryota; Fungi; Glomeromycota; Glomeromycetes; Diversisporales; Acaulosporaceae
Source: the annotation of a GenBank genome assembly